AUGGUGGGGUUGUGGACCCUGGGUGUCUCACCACUUCUUGCAGCAUCACUGAUCCACACUGCAGUUGAUGAAGUUCUGCAAAUAGACUUCACUGAAUUUAAGAAGCCAAGUGCAGAAACAGAGGAGGAGGGAGAUGAGGAAAGGUUCACCUUGCUGGAUGGAGACUCUUUGCAGCGCUGCUUCUUUAACAAGCUUCGGGAUGUCUGCCUGAAGUGGCAGAAGCAGCUGCCACCACUGAGACCACAGAAGCGUUUCCUGCUCGUGUCCAUCCAUGCCAUCCGGAACGCGCGACGGAAGAUGGAGGAUCGCCACGUUUUGCUCCCCGAGUUCAAUCAGCUCUUUGGUUUAUCAGAUGACGUUGAUCGCGCUUACUUUGCCGUGUUUGAUGGCCAUGGUGGAGUGGAUGCUGCCAAUUAUUCAGCAACCCAUUUACAUGUAAAUGUUGGGCUACAUGAAGAGAUUGUUAAGAAUCCAGCUGAGGCCUUGAAAUGCUCUUUUCAGAAGACAGAUGAAAUGUUUCUUUUCAAAGCCAAAAGAGAGAGGCUGCGGAGUGGUACAACAGGUGUAUCUGCCUUGAUUGUAGGCAACAAGCUGCAUAUAGCCUGGCUUGGGGACUCGCAGGUAAUGCUGGUGCGGCAGGGAAAGGCUGUGACCCUAAUGGAACCUCACAAACCAGAGAGAGAAGAUGAGAAAGCCCGAAUUGAGGCGCUGGGUGGCUGUGUGACCUACAUGGACUGCUGGCGGGUUAAUGGUACCUUGGCUGUUUCCAGAGCAAUUGGGGACCUGUAUCAGAAACCCUACGUCUCCGGUGAUGCUGAUGGAGAUUCAUUUGAGCUGAGUGGAUCUGAAGAUUACUUGCUCCUCGCCUGCGAUGGAUUCUUUGAUGCCAUCAAGCCCUAUGAGGUUGUAGACUUGGUCCUAGAUCAUUUAAUGCAAACCAACGGAGUGGGUGUCAAGGCAGCAGAAAGACUAGUGGCUGCUGCCAAGGAAAAUGGCUCCAGUGACAACAUCACUGUUCUAGUGGUGUUCCUGAGGGACCCUCAGCACAUCUUGGCAGACUGUUUCAGAGACCCUAAGAGCCUUGGGGCUGGUGAGGACACUCGAAGCUCAGCCUUUAACUUCCUCGGCUGUGAGGCAGCAGCUGCACAGUGACAGAAUCUGUUUAAUGCAGAACAUUGAAAUAAGUUAACUUAAGGAAUUGCUUUCCACUGAAGAAGCCUUUAAUAUAAUAGGCAAAACAUAAUGACAAACGGAGAAACAUUUAGCCAAAAAAAAAAAAAAAAAAAAUCCCACUUGUCUUUUAUCUCCUCCCUUCAAAAACUGCUGAGCAGGCUUGGAGAUUUGUGCUAAAGUGGGUCCUAGGGCUGCUGGUCUUACCUUCUGCCCUGGAAGUGGUAAGAAACUGUAAUACGUAUAAGCUAACAGUGAGAAUGCUAGUUUGUGAGUUCUGAGUGAAACUUAAAUUAGCGCUUAUAAAGGAAGCUGUAUGUUAUUUUUAAUUUUGAUGUUACUUUGGGGAUUGGGAGGAGAGAAGCAGUGCCAUCAGAGAGAGGCUUGUUACUGUGUGUGGCCUGUAGGAACAGGCUUGGUGUGCCAGAGAACUGGGUGAGCAGAAGUAGCGGCCCGUGUGUUGUGUUAAUUACUUUUGUUUUAUACCAAAGAUGAUAUUAAGAGAAUGUUGUGACCACUUUCUUUGAAGAGGUUGAAUUUUGUGUGUAUGAGGAAGGGAAAAUGAAGCCGAAUGCUCCAGAAAGAGCAAGAAAGCUCUCCAGAAAUAUCCGCAGCAAAUAUAAUACAGAAACAUCUGCUCUCUGGGAUGCUCUAGGUUAUAAACUGGAAUACAAUAUUUAACUGCACUGGAUUGUUUUUCCCCAGCAAACUUGCUUUCUUGGCUCUCUAGCAAGCUGGAAAGAAAGGAUGCUUAUUGAUAUGUUUGAAAGAGGUCCUUUACAGGAUGUGUAUGUUCUGCCAGUGAUAUAUAUUCUGAUUCUGCCAUAUUUUUUGUACUAUAACAAGUGAAUAUUUUAUUUUUAUUUUAAGGGUUUAUGUGUUUAUUUACUGAACUUUACAGUUGGAAGAUUUUUUGCAGUGUUACUUUAUUUUGUUGUUGGAUUUCUUUUUUUAAUUUAAAUUAGAUUUUUUUUAAAGUGGCUAUGUCUUUAUUAUCUGGUUUUAAAAACUGACUACCCUCAAGUGCCUUAAAUAUUUCACCCCCAGGAUAGAGAUUGCUGGCUUCCUAUCAUAUUCCAGUSAGCCACUAUAUAAUGUUUCUAAAAUGUGAUUUUUUUUUUUUAAUUUCACUGAUAUUAAUGUUUAAUGCACUUAACGCUUUGAUUUUUGUGAAUGAUUUGGUGGGAACUGGAUUUCAGGAAAACAUCUCAUUCAGUGCUGCCAAAUCCUGUGGCUCAUGGUAAAAGCUUCACAAUUCUUACUGUGAUUUAUUUCCCUACCACCCCCUUCAAAAAUCUCUAGAUAGUUAAUCAUAAAGUAACCAGCUGAUUCGUGAUGACUUUGAUUUAAAAUCAAUUAUUCUUCUGACCUUCACAAGAAAAUUUAAUAACACAAACUAAAGCUGUCUAGUAAUAGAAUUUUUUCAUUACUUACUUGAUUUCUAUUAAUUUCUAUUACUUGAUCUUAAUAGAUUAAGCAUCUCAAGUGAAAAACUUUAAUAGAUGCUAGCCAUUUGCCAUCAACUUUUAGGGCCCGGAAAACUUUUGAAGGAGAUGUGAAGCUAAGGAAAGGGUGAAAGAAGUUUAUGAACCUGUGUGGAAUUGUGCAAAGGUUGGAUCUGUUACCUGUGUGAGCUGCAGGUGGUUUUGUCCUGCCUCGCUGCCUGUCCAGCAGGAAUCACAGCAAUAUCUCGGUGUGAAGGUAUCAGCAAUUUCUGCCCCUGAGCAGCCAGCGCUUUGCCUCUGGUAGCAAGAUUGUAUGGAGAAGCCCAGCAUUGCAGUAUGUCACUCCUGUCCGUUAAAAUGUGUUGGARAUUCACAUUGUUCAGGAAGGAGUCUAGGUGGAAGAGAUGAGAGGCAGAAUGCAGCGGGGCUGUUCGUGUCCACGUGGUCUMGGAGGCAUCAGCAAGUGUGGGGUGAUGCAGCUACCCGAGGGACCUGAGCCCCUUGCCUCGGUGUUGGGGUGGCAGGGCAGUAACUGCAGCGUUCAGCCAGCUGCCACCUCACUGCAUAGCACCUGGAGCACAGACUGCCUUGUUUUGCUGCAGAAAUACAGAGGUUUUCCAUUGGGAACCACUUUUUUUCACAGUAUCUUUUGUGGGGAAAUCUGGGACUCCAGCCUGGGGGUAGACAUUAAAUUUUUGUACUGAAUCUACCUGAGCUAAGGAAGUCUUCAGGCUGGCCUAGCGAUCCCCGUGGGCCUCCUGCCUCACCUCCCUGUGGUUUCUAACUCAGAUCCUCGGYGUCACGCCGAAUUGCGAUGACCACUAGUGCCUUUUGGGGGCCUGGAAAUGGAGGUCUCGUCGCUGCGAUGGUAAAGCUCACACAGACUUGUCUGACUGCUGCCAUGGACUUUAUUAUUAUCAGGGAGCGAGAGAGAAGCUGCUGUAUUCAUGAAAAGAGCUAUGAAAUGUUGGUAAGCUCAUAGCAUGGUCUGGUUUCUGACAUUUUGGCAAUUUUCUGAAAUGUGGAYGGAACCAAAGAGGCCAAGUUCUCUGCAAGGAUCCUUUUAUUUCAGCCUUUUUAAGGCAGAUGGUAAAAAUCCAAGUCUUAUAAUGUCUACUUACAGCUAUGUGAGAAUAUCUCAACUUUUAGAUUAAUAAGAUGGAGGGAGAGCUGUAUGUGAAAUGUGUACUUAAAAAGCUGUCUGUGGUAAUCAAAAACAUAAAUAGUUCUUGAUCUGUGCUUUAUAGAAGAAAUUCUGCAUUUUGAGAAUCUGUUCCUUUAUAGAGAUGUUUUCAUUCCAAUGAUUUGGUGCCUCCUUUCUGAGAUCUAAAGAAGUAGUUCCUAGGAACUAAUGGAGAKUUUGUGAGAGGAGAGAAAGUGUUUUUUUUAAUUUUCAGAAGAUUCCUUUUACCUUUAAAAAUACCAACCAGGUCUGUAGGAGGUUUAACACGGUCAAAAAAUGGCACUUUUUGUAUCCUGUCUGGACUAAAUAAGACAUAAUAGAUCCUCUAGAGUAUAACUUGAUUUCACAUGCUAUUUGGGAGGGGAAAUUGGUUUGGGGCAUGAGUGACCUGUUCUUGACAGUAGGAAAAACUAUGCUUUUUUAAUUGAAAAGGAAUCAACAUGAUACAAAUCAGUACUGUGGGUAUACCAAAGGAUGCAACUAUGGAUUUUGGAAGACAGUGUUUAAAGUUCUACUGAAAAAAUGGUCAUAAAAGUGGUCUGAUCCUUGAGAUAGCAUAAGGACCUCAAUUUUUCUUUCACUUAGGACUUUGAUACCACUUUUGGAAGUGAGCAGCUAUAAUGUGAGAUGCUGUUACAGCAGUGGUCUCCAGUGCGGGUGGAGGGAGAGAAACAGGAGCUCUGGCAGAUUGCAAAGUUGAAGGAAAUUGUCCAAAAGCUGGAAAGGUGCUAUGUUUGCUAAUAAUUUGCACUAAUUUGCUGCAUUACAUUAGUCUUUCCUGUUUUUCUCCACCAAAAUMCUUGGAUUUCAAGUGUGGUGUCUUCUGUUUUGCUUUUUAUUUUUUCUCCUUUUGUCUCCAUUUCAGCACUUUGCAACUAGUAUGUAAUUUUGGUGACAGAAUGGUUCCACAUCUCAAYGCCUUUCAGGUGUCAUUGAAAACAUUGAUGCUUAUUAGCCAGUGUAAUGAGCAUUAAUGUUUAUUAACCAAGGUAAGCCAAAGACUUUGUUGGCUYAUUCCCCUUCUGUACUUUGAGCUUGCAACGAAAACAAUUCUUGAGUCUCGCCAAAAUCUUUGAGACCAUAAAAGCAAUGUGAAAGGUGAAGACAAAUGGUCAAUGAAAAAUAAAAGUAAUUUCAGAUUUUUAUUAGACUUAAAUGGAUGGCCAUCCCUGCAGUUUGGCAUCUUGUUUCAGGAAAACUGCUCAUUAAAGGAGCUUGCAUUUGAUGUGUCCUGCUUUGGAAUUCUUGCUUGAAAGUUGUUUUUGUCAUAUGACUUAGCAGAUGUAAAAUAAACUAUCACCCUUUGGUAGGGAUACUUCAUUCUUCUACCUUUUGCUUCCCUACUUCUCACUCUCCUAUAAAGAAAUACACCUAAAACAGCCAAGUCUUUUGGGUCUAACAGAGAAGGAUUAAAAAUUUACAAAUUAUAUGAGUUUUCUUGUUGCUGAGGAUAAUUUAUGGAGGAGAGAAAGGCAGGAAAGAUUUUAGAAAGAGGAAAAAUAAGUGAAAUCCACCCUCUAAGUGAUGGAGGAGUGAAAGCGAGAGGUAGGAAUGCAUUUAAGUAUUAUUAAUGCCUAUUUUAAAAGGGAAGUGGGCUGGAAAAUAGAGCUACAGAUGUCAGUUCCUUAGAGUGAAAUACUGAAAGAAUUAGAAACACACCCAUUAAAAGCAAAACUCUGACGUGGAAACUCGGUCUUCAAGCAGCUGGGGAUGGAAUCAAAAUACCCCUGCACCCCAGGUGACUUUCUGCAACUCCCGUGUCCUGAAUGUCAGUGCUCCUAAAUGGACUUGUCUGAGCAUGGGAUGUGCAAGGUAGUGCUGAGAAGCAGCCUGCAGCAGAGGCAGUUCUUGGUCACUGCAACUGCUGCCGUGAGUCAAUGGUGUGAAGUGUCUUAAUGAAUGGAUGCUGCGAUCCCGGGAUGAGUAAUUGGGUGCAGAGCGGAGCUGGCAGCUGAACGGUGUUGAUGACUUUAAUAGCAUUUAAUAGACACUUAUCUGAAUUCAAAGUCAGAUGAGAUAUUGCUCUUUUUUAAAAGCAUUUCCAGCGCUAUUAGCUUUCUGUCAUGACGAGCCACUAAAAUUUCCAGGGUGUGUGCAUGGUUUUUCUUUUAUUUUUUUGAGGGGGGUGGGAUGGGAUGGAGUUUUGGCUGUUUGGAAAAGUUCUUGCUUUUGCUUUCUGAAUUCCUCUAAGUGCAUAAGUUGUCUGCAUUAGAAAACCCAUUUUCAGCUGAUAGUUUCAGGGAAAACAGCUUUCUUAGGGGGCUGAAAAUUGCUUCCAGGAAUCCUUUAAAAACAAACAAAGGUGCUUCCAAAUGAGGUGCCUGUAAAAGCAGUAUUUCUAAACGGUGCUGCCCAAAAGGCAUUCGCUUUUGAGGAACCAACAAAUGCUGCCAAUAUGUAAAGCAGUCAGUGGAGUGGCUCAGGAUUCUUAAACUUUAAAUCAAGCCUGCAACUCUGCUGUGGUAGGCGAGGUUUUGUUGGUGAGGUGAUUGAUUCUUGUGGAUGCUGAUACUUAAUGCACAGCACAAGACAUGAUGUGUGAGUCUCCUUAUAGUGCUCAAGUAUCGAGCAAAUACUUUAGGGAAAAGGCGGGGGGAUGUUAGCCACAACACAGCACAUUGCAGAUGAUUCAUGUGUAAUUUAGCUCCAGUUAAGCCUGAAUUAAAUUUCCCUUCUUAGUUCUGUUGCUGCCUAGCUUUCCCUUACCAAAUYGGGCCCCUCUUCAGAAGCAAACAAGUUUUGAUGGACAAAAUGCCUUUCAGGAAUGGGGGGGACGGGGAGAAAAAUGAGUUUUCAAAUGACUGCAAAACUUCCCAAUCUGUGCUAAGCAAUGUAUUCUUGCAAAACAUAUUUUUAUAGCGUAUCUGUUACUAUUUCAAUGAUUAUGCUAAGGGUGAUUGUUUUUCUGCCAAACUAGGCCUAACCUUUAAAAGUGCCAGCACAGAAAACACGAGCAGAGCCCUCCCUGCUUUCUGAACCUAGCCGCUCCCAGGCAGCCUUGCUGGGGUUUGUAGUGUAGGCAGCCCUAAGGGCUCAGCCAGCCGCUUCCCACGUGUGUUUUGGUUGGUUUUUAAAAAUAUUUGUUGGAUUCUACUAUAGCUAAAGCUAUUGCUAAUGACUUCAGUCAUGUCAUUGGAAAAGCAUUCAGAGAGAGACAUGAGGGAGUGGAGCUGAGCAGGGAGCUGUCAGAUGCCUCUUAAAACACUGCUUAGAGGGAGCUGAUAGGCCUUAGAUCUCAACCCAACCRAAUGGGAGACCAAGAGCUAAAGGGGAAUCGUUUAAAUCUUUCCCKUGCUGCGACCCAGCAGCACCUGCCAGGGCCCAGGGCCUCCUCGGAGCCGUUUCGUGUCGCCGGUGCCACGCAUGGGCUUGCCAAGCUGUGCUGCACACACAAAUAAGCCAAAAGCAGCUGUGUUGGCCGCCUUGGGAGCAUGGCAAGAUGCAGCUUUCGUCAAACAGACGAGGGUGAAGAUCAAUAGGGAAAGACAUGUUUUCAAGUGKCUUGGAAUGCAAACAAUGGGAUGGAAAUGCAACCUCGGAGAGCUGACAGUGCACUGUCAUCCUAAAACCACUGUUUUAAGAGAAUUAAUCUGUCUUCUUUGUAACAUCUGCUCCGCUUUGCUAACAAGCUCCUUUCAACCAAGGUUUUGUGACUUUUUUUUUUCCCUAAUGUACCCUUUUUAGUCUAGAGAAAGUAUAUUUAACUUUGAAGAGCUGAAUGUACCUGGGUUUUGUGACUAUCCUAUUUAGAUCACGAUUAUUGAAUUUUCUCUCAACUAUUAAGCUUGAUUACUAAUCCCCGGGAGAUGUUGAGAUAGCAGGUCCUGACCUUAUUAAUGAUUAAACGGCCCUGGAUUGCCACGCACAAGAACAGGAGUCUGGGCUGCUCCAGUGGGUCCCUUUACCUGCUUUGCUGCCAUGUGGACGGCAGGGAAACCUUUGUCGCUGUGGUAAAUGGAGCAGGGCUGUGUGACCUCUGCUGCCUGCAGAAGGGAUUUUUGCUUUCACCUAAAGAACRAUGGGUCCCUUUGGGCAUCUACGGAUAGGGAUAAAAGCUGGGAAACUAGAGGGAUCUUUUGGGGCCUUCUUGGGGCAAUUAGAUAUUCCCUCUGGUAUUGCCAUUUCCCAACUCUCUUAAAAAGCAUUCUGCUUAAAAAGGAUGAGAUGCGCUGACCUGUUGACAUUUUUUUUCUUUUUUAGCUUUGUGGGUUUGAAAAAGUUCGUAUUUUUCAUAAUAGCCAGAUAUUUACUUUGUUGAGGGUUAAAACAUUAUUUCCUYUUCUGAAAAUCAGACCUGCUCUAACUCCUUAUUUUCUUCCUAGUCUUUUUCUUCUACCUUGUGUAUGCCAGCCAAAAUAAAAAUGCUGUUUCAUAGACAUUCAACUCAGUUGGCUGUUAAGUCACUGCAGUUGCCUUUCUGUAAUUUCUAUCUUGUCUGAGUUUGGGGUGUGACCUGAUUCAGGAGAUCUGCAGCUCCAACAGUGCAGAAAGCACCACAUGAGCUAGGAAGAUGCAAGACUCUUUAACUGGUGUCUUUCUGACACUGAGCAGUAUUGGAUGUACAGGAAGAAAAUCCUGUUCUUGCGUGUUAUUGCAUAGGAAUACUUAGGCUUGCUCCAGGAAACAAGAGUUCCCUUAUCCKGACUACAGGAUCUGAGAAAUGUUCUUGUCCCUAUAUCCUUUUGUUCCAGCAGAAUUGUUUUUAAUCAUUUGCAGUGCCUAGGGGAAGAAGAAAAAUGAAAUAAAGAAACCUUUCCAGCUUCCUUUACCCCUCAGUUCUCCUUUUCUGCCCCGCUGCCCCAACAGGCAGGUUGGUGACAGCAGCUACCUGGCUGACCCCCCUGCAGCUAGUGCAACUCUGCAGUGUCUGGUCUCUAUGAGAACUUCARUCCUGUGCUUAGUGGUAAAUUAGACCUCUGUAACUACUCCUGCUGACUUAAAGAUAUGUGUUCUUAUCAGUAUUAAAAUAGUCCAAGAGCAGAACUGUUGCUUUAGGCACAUUUCUUGCCGCUGCGUUGGCUAACGAGCCUUGAAUGAAAGCAAGAGGGCCAGUGACUUUGCAAUAGGAGCUGUUAGC
Nothoprocta perdicaria is the source of this 8875-nucleotide messenger RNA. It is a transcript of the gene PPM1F, whose product is annotated as protein phosphatase, Mg2+/Mn2+ dependent 1F. Bases 1 to 1152 code for a protein of 383 amino acids. Gene Ontology annotation, biological process: negative regulation of protein kinase activity; protein dephosphorylation. The record is from RefSeq and is a predicted model, not a curated record. Gene Ontology annotation, molecular function: cation binding; protein serine/threonine phosphatase activity. The transcript is spliced from 7 exons. NCBI's taxonomy places the organism in Eukaryota, Metazoa, Chordata, Aves, Tinamiformes, Tinamidae. Gene Ontology annotation, cellular component: cytosol.